Populus nigra (black poplar) is the source of this 2206-nucleotide messenger RNA. Its product is annotated as protein decapping 5-like. The coding region runs from base 207 to 1913 and encodes 568 amino acids. The record is from RefSeq and is a predicted model, not a curated record. Gene Ontology annotation, cellular component: P-body. Gene Ontology annotation, molecular function: mRNA binding. The transcript is spliced from 9 exons. Gene Ontology annotation, biological process: P-body assembly; cytoplasmic stress granule assembly. Lineage: Eukaryota; Viridiplantae; Streptophyta; Magnoliopsida; Malpighiales; Salicaceae.
AUUAUAGUAGUUGGAACAAAUACUUACUUAUCCAGCAAUUUCAUUACACAGAGGGACCGUCACCAAACCAAGAAGACUCGCCACCACUAUUAAAGCCAAAAAAAGAGAGAGAAAUACGGACCCUUUGCAUCUAUCUGCAUGUACUGUUUCGACCUUGACAAAGGAACAAGAAAGCAUCAAUCUUUAUUGAAUUAAGUUUUGAGGUCAUGGCAGCAGCAACAGCGGAGGCAGCCAGAUCUUCUUCAAGUAGUGGUGGAGGGGCAUCAGCUGAUUCCUAUGUAGGUAGCUUGAUUAGCUUGACUUCAAAGUCUGAGAUUCGUUAUGAAGGCGUUCUUUUUAACAUCGAUACUCAAGAAUCCACCAUCGGUUUAAGAAAUGUAAGAUCAUUUGGAACAGAAGGGCGGAAAAAGGAUGGUCUACAAGUUCCUCCAAGUGAUAAAGUUUAUGAGUUCAUACUCUUCCGAGGAACUGAUAUCAAGGAUUUGCAGGUCAAAUCUUAUCCACCUGUUCAGACUGCAACACCAGUACACAAUGAUCCUGCAAUCAUCCAGUCUCAGUAUCCUCAAGCAACAACUGCAUCCAUGAAUUUGCCUUCUUCUGCUAAUGGACCGCUAACAGAUCCAAGUUCCCAUGCUUCAUCCAAUGGUCUUCCCAGGGCAACAUUUCAAGGGAGUCUUCCCCAAUAUCAGCCUGGUGCAAGUUUAGAACCGUGGGGUUCGUCACAUCUUCCUCCAACCACAAACACUAGUGGGCUUGCCAUGCCAAUGUAUUGGCAGGGAUACUAUGGGCCCUCAAAUGGAGUUCAGGCCCCGCAGCAAGCUUUGCUUCGACCCCCUCCCAACUUGUCAAUGCCACCUUCCAUGUUGCAAUAUGUUCAGUAUCCUGCCAUGAAUGCAUCCAACACUUCAGCUUCUGCACUCUCAGAAAACCCCCCUCCUUUGUUGCCACCAUUAAAUUUACAGACUUCUACCCUUCCAUCACGGUCUUCUGCAAUGGUUUCAGACUCAGCAAAUUUAAUUCCUGAUAGGGUUUCUACUCAAAAUCUUCCUAGUAAAUUGCCAUUGGCUUCCCCAUUGACCACUGCUGUAGAUAAAAUUGCCAUUGCACCAUCAGGUUCUGACAUACCCAAGACAGUGCCAGAUCCAAUAAUGCCUUUUAAAAGUAUUUCUGAACCUCCAACCUCCAUUAUGAGGGCAUCAAGUUCAGUUAUGAACGAGGGAAAAACACCUUCUCUAGUUACGCCAGGCCAACUUUUGCAGCCUGCCCCCCCUAUAAUGCCCUCACUGCAGUCUUCACAUAUAGCUCAAAAGGAUGUUGAGGUGGUGCAGGUAUCAUCACCAGAAUUGUCAGCACCACCACCAACAACAGCUGUGACUGAAGUACAGGAAUCCAUAUUACCCCUACCUUCACAACCUGAACAUAAGGUAUAUGGAGCUCCUAUGUACACUUACCAAAGUAGUAGAGGAGGACGUGGAAGGGGAAGAGGAAAUGAGAUUGCACGUUCUGCUACCAGAUUUGAGGAGGAUUUUGAUUUUACAGCAAUGAAUGAGAAAUUCAACAAGGAAGAAGUAUGGGGUCACCUUGGUAAGAGUCACAAAGCUCAAGACAGGGAUGAUUUACUAGAUGAAGAUGAUGUUGGAUCGUCAAAACAUGAGGCCAAGCCUGUUUAUGUGAAGGAUGACUUUUUUGAUUCCAUUUCGUGUGGUGCUCUUGAUGGUGGAUCACGCAAUGGGAGGGCUAGGUUUUCCCAGCAGUCAAUAAGAGAUACCAAUGCAUUUGGUAAUUUCUCCCACCAUCGGGGUGGUCGAGGUGGCUGGGGACCUGAUCGGGGUGGUCGAUCACAUGGUGGUUAUUAUGGAAGAGGUUAUGGCUAUGCUGGUCGUGGUAGAGGUUAUGGCAAUGAUGCCUUCUAAUUAUCACUCGAGUUUAUAGUGUAAUAUUUGGUGAUAUUUAGUUCCUGUCGAAGUCAUCUCACACCAACCGACACUGAGUUUGUAGGGUAAUGGUUGGUUUGGUGCUUGGAGUUUGCAAUGCAGUGAUCAGGUGUAACCUGUCACCUAAUGGUAGUGCCUGGCCGAAUUGGAGAUAUCCAUAAAUGGCGAUGUAACUUUUUCUCUGGUUGCUUGGAAAUGUACUGAAAAUAAACAAAAGAACAUAUUUUGUUGAAUGACUAAUUUAUUUGUGGAGUUCCCCCACCUUUUAUGUA